GUUUUUUUUUUUUAAAUCGAUUUAUUAUUUGCUGAAUCACUUAAUCUGUGAAUUCGUUGAAUGUUUAUUGAAUUUUGUGAUCUGGUGAUCGAGGAAAGUUCGCGUUAAUCGGAUAGUGAUAAUGUGUGUUGUACGGUUGAUCGAGUAACGGAUUUUGCGUAUGCGUAUUAUGCAUGUUGAUUUGUGUUGCUGGAAUUCGGUGACCUAAUCAGUUGAGUGUUGUUGAAUUUUAACUGUUUUUGAGGCUGAUAGAACAUGUGUGCUCUGAGUACUAGUUAGUGUAACGGUUUUUAACAUUUAUAACAAUGGGUCAUGAAGUUCAGUAUAUAUUGGAAUCCAAACGAUUAGUAUGGCUGGUGGCAGUGGUAUUUGCCGUCGUUAUAAUGUUCCAGUACUUCGAAUUUCCGUACGGAAACGUUGCAUCUUCCAUGUUUUCAAUGGGUCAGGCCCAGCCAUCAGCGGGUCAAACCGGUCAAACCAAUAAAACCAAAGCUUCAGCCGAAAGCCCCAAAUCAUCCGGCAACAUUACCAUUUUUAACGUCUCUAAUCACACAACGCCUGUUGAUACACUCGGUAAGGGUAAUAAUAUCGGCAUUGAAUACAGUAUUCCGUCGAAUGAUUCAACGACGGCCAGUCCACCACCAAGUUCAUCAGCUUCUUUAACGCCUCCAACAAUAGUCAAUAUCACGGUAAUCUCGCCCUCAACGGCUUUGGAUAACAACACGUCUAAACCAGAAGUAAAUGCGUCGAAUUUAGACCCUGGUGACAGGAAGCCGGCAACAUCGGAGAACAAUCCUGCCAUGUCAGCUGGUGAGUCACCAGUGAAGCAAGUUCCUCCAGUGAAAGCGGUUCAUAAGAGGCCGAUUGGGGACAUAGUGACACUCGCUGAUAUGCAUGACAUUUUAAGUGAUAAUCGUGCUUCAGUUCGUUCAAUGAAACCACUAUGGUCUUCAACGGUUGAUCAAGAACUAUUAGACGCAAAACAACAAAUCGAGAACGCUCCAGUACUAAACCACAAUGACCGUGCGCUAUACCCUCCAUUGUACCGUAACGUUUCAAGAUUUAAGAGGAGUUAUGAGCUAAUGGAAAAGAUUCUAAAGGUUUACGUAUACAAAGAGGGUGAAAAGCCGAUAUUCCACCAGCCGCAAGCAGUGCUUAGUGGGAUCUAUGCAUCGGAGGGAUGGUUCAUGAAACAUAUGAAGGAAAACAAACAUUUUGUUACUAAUAACCCGAAACAAGCGCAUUUGUUUUACCUUCCGUUUAGCUCUAGAAUGUUGGAGGAAAAGUUAUACGUGACCGGAUCUGGCAGUCGUGACAACUUGGUGCAGCGUUUGAAGGAUUACGUUCAGCUGAUUGCUGGUAGAUAUGAUUCGUGGAAUAGGACCGGUGGGUCUGAUCAUUUCCUCGUUGCUUGCCAUGAUUGGGCUACGGACGAGACAAGAAAAUCUAUGAACAGUUGCAUACGUGCUCUAUGCAAUUCGGAUGUCGGUAGAGAACAUUUCGAAUUAGGAAAAGACGUAUCUCUCGCCGAAACAUACGUUCGCUCACCUCAAAACCCGUUACGCGAACUUGGCGGCAAACCCCCUUCCCAACGCUCGAUUCUCGCUUUCUUUGCGGGCCAAAUGCAUGGCGAUGUCCGCCCGAUCCUCUUAAAACAUUGGGAAAACAAAGAUCCCGACAUGAAAAUCUUCCGAAAGCUUCCGAGUUCUAAAGGCAACAAAAACUAUAUCAAUUACAUGAAGACUAGCAAGUAUUGUAUAUGUGCUAAAGGUUAUGAAGUAAACAGUCCAAGAGUUGUGGAGGCCAUUUUUCACGAAUGCGUUCCGGUUAUAAUAUCCGACAACUUCGUACCCCCGUUUUUCGAGAUUUUGAACUGGGAGGCGUUUGCGGUUUUUGUUCUGGAGAAGGAUAUCCCGAAUUUGAAGAAUAUUCUUUUAUCGAUAUCGAACCGGAGGUAUUUGGUGAUGCAACAGAGAGUUAAGAAGGUGCAACAACAUUUUCUAUGGCAUGUUAAGCCUGUGAAGUAUGAUAUAUUUCAUAUGAUAUUGCAUUCAGUAUGGUAUAAUAGAGUUUUUAGAGUAUAACUAGUUAGGGUUUUAUCUUUGAGCAUAUUUGACUUGUGAAUAGAUUUGUCAUUUGUUGACUUCCAAUAAGAUGUUUUAUCAUUUUAUAUGAAAUUAAUUAUAAAUCA
Helianthus annuus (common sunflower) is the source of this 2191-nucleotide messenger RNA. Its product is annotated as probable glycosyltransferase At5g03795. Bases 306 to 2084 code for a protein of 592 amino acids. The transcript has 5 exons. Gene Ontology annotation, molecular function: glycosyltransferase activity. The record is from RefSeq and is a predicted model, not a curated record. Lineage: Eukaryota; Viridiplantae; Streptophyta; Magnoliopsida; Asterales; Asteraceae.